CGCAUAUUUCCCGCGUGACAGAAGUUAGAGGUCGCUGUAGGAACUGUCUAGGGAUAAUACGCAGUAGAGGCAAUGAUUUUGCGCAUCUUGAAAUAUUAGGAUAUGUGGUUAAAUUGUGCACAUAGUCGUGCAGACCGGGUCAAAGGGAGAGACAGGAAUUUCAAGAUUUCAUGUGACUUACGUGGACUACAUUCGAACCUACCCGCAGUUAAAGAGAAAAGCACAAUUAUUGUUUUGAGAAAAGAAUUUUGCUGGUGCCACGGUAACAAUAUCACUGAAAAGCUGAACGUACGAAAGGAAAUUCUCAAAAGCGGAUCAAGAUGCAGGAAGCUCAACCGAAGAGAGGCAAGAAAGCAAGAAGAAAGCGCAAUGAUAGCGACGAGGAUAUCGACAAAGUAUUGGCUGAAUUGGAAUUGGAGUACUCUGGACAAAAGAAAGAAGUACCGAACGAACCAGUCGAGCAACACAGCGACGCUGAAGAGGAUAAAAAGAAAAAGGAAAAGAAAGGUAAGAAAAAGGAAAAGACUGAAGUUAUCGAUAUUAAAGAAGAGCUAAAGACCUCGGAGGGUCUAGAAGAGAACGAUAUGGACGACGAGAUCGAAGUUAGCACCGUAAAAACGGCUGCACAAAAAAAGAAAGAGAAGAAAGAGAGGGAAAAGCAAAAGAAAUUAGCCCAAAAGAAAGCGGAAAUAAUAAAGAGGGGAGAAUACAAUGAAAAGAACGACGAGGAACCUUCGACCAAUGAAAACAAGAUGGAAGCGAAAAAGGAAACAAAAAAAGAAGCGAAGAAGGAAUCGAACAAAGAACCGGAGGUGAAGAUACCAGAAGCUGCCGAAACGGAUGGCGUUCUACUCGAAGGCGAGGAUGGAAAAAAGAAAAAGAAGAAAGGAGCGAAAGAUGCGGAGAUUAAAGACAAGGAUAAAGGCAAAGGCCCUGGAAAGAAGACCAUCGCUGCGAUGCAGGAAGCAUUGAAAAAAGUGAAGGAGGAGGAGGAAAGGAUGAAGCGUGAACAGGAGGAAAAACUGAAGCAAGAAGAGUUACGGGAACAGCAACGACUGGAGCAGAUACGACUCGAACAGGAACGUAAAGAAAGGAAGAAACUGAAGGAAAAGCAAAGAAAGGAGAGACUGAAGGCGGAAGGAAAGCUUUUAACGACGAAACAAAAGCAGGACAGAGCGAGAGCGCAAGCCAUGAUCGCCGCGCUUAAAGCUCAAGGUUUGGAUUUGCCGGAAGUAGGAGAAAAGAAGCCUAGGCCAGGAACGCGUAUAAGGCCGAAUAAAUUGAAACAACAAGCGAGUGUCGACGAAAAGGAUGACGAUAAAGUGGACGACAGCAUGACGGAUGCGGAUAAAGUUGAAGUAGAAAUUGUAGAUCAACAGAUGAAAGAUUCGGAGGAGAAGAUCGAGGUUGUUAAAGAUUCGUGGGAUGCUGAGAGCAGCGAAGAAGAACAAGAAGAAGAUAAGUCGGACGACGUACCGAAAACACCGGACAAGGUAACAGAGACGAUUCUCCCAGCUGGAAAGACGAAACGAACCGAGGAAAUCAAUAAAGAAUCUUCGGAAAGCGAAUCGGAGAGCGAGAGUGCUAGCGAAGCGGACUCCGAAGAGAGCGAAGAUGACAGCGGAUUGGAAGACAAAGUGUCGGACGCGGUGAGGAAGAAGGAGCGAGCCAAAGUACGGAUACAAUGUCGGAGGAUAGAAGCGGAGAAAAGGAAGUCGCUGGAGAAUCUCAGGGCUGCCGUAGUUUGCGUGUUGGGUCACGUCGACACAGGUAAAACCAAGAUUUUGGACAAGUUGAGAAGAACGAACGUACAGGACGGCGAAGCAGGAGGUAUUACACAGCAAAUCGGUGCAACGAACGUACCCAUCGAUGCCAUUCAAGAAUCAACGAGACACGUUAAAGGAUUUGCCGAUAAAAUAUUCAAAAUUCCCGGACUCCUGAUCAUAGACACGCCUGGCCACGAAUCUUUUAGUAAUUUAAGAAACAGAGGAUCUUCUCUUUGUGAUAUAGCGAUAUUAGUAGUAGACAUUAUGCACGGACUAGAGCCACAGACUAUCGAAAGUAUAAAUCUACUGAAAUUGAAGAAAUGUCCGUUCAUCGUCGCUUUAAAUAAGAUAGAUAGAUUGUACGAUUGGCAAACGAUGAACCGGAAGGAUAUACAAGAUAUUGUAAAAAGUCAAGCUCCCAAUACGCAACGCGAAUUUGAGAAGCGUUCGAAGGAAGUAAUUGUGCAAUUUGCGGAACAGGGACUGAAUUCCGCCUUGUUCUACGAGAAUCCCGAUCCCAGAGGUUACGUCUCCCUCGUUCCUACCAGCGCCAUCACAGGCGAGGGCAUGGGUAACCUGUUGUCAUUGAUAGUGGACGCCUGCCAAGGUCCGCUAGCUAAGAGACUCAUGUACAGCGACGAGCUCCAAGCGACGGUUUUGGAAGUGAAAGCGCUACCGGGUUUGGGUACUACGAUAGAUUGUAUUCUAGUCAAUGGAAUGUUAAGGGAAGGCGAGACGAUGAUAGUUGCCGGUACCGACGGUCCUAUAGUCACUCAAAUACGAUCGCUCCUUAUGCCGCAGCCGUUGAAGGAGCUUAGAGUCAAGAGCGCUUACAUCGAACAUAGGGAAGUUCAAGCGGCUCAGGGAGUGAAGAUCGCCGCGAAAGACUUGGAGAAGGCGAUCGCAGGGCUGAAUCUUCAAGUGGCCCAGAAGCCCGACGAAGUGGAGAUAUUGAAGGAGGAGAUCGCGAAAGAGCUGAGCAGCGCUUUAGGCAAUAUACGUCUCGCGGAACGCGGCGUCUACGUGCAGGCGUCGACCUUGGGCGCGUUGGAGGCGUUAUUGGACUUCUUGAAGAGCAGCAAAAUACCGUACGCGGGAAUUCGUAUCGGCCCCGUUGUCAAGAAAGACGUGAUGAAGGCUUCGAUCAUGCUGGAACAUGACAGCCAGUACGCCACGAUCCUCGCGUUCGACGUGAAGAUCGAGAGAGACGCCCAGGAGCUGGCGGACACCCUCGGGGUGAAGAUAUUCCAGGCGGACAUCAUUUACCACCUCUUCGACAAGUUCACCGCGUACAGGGAGGAACUGAAGCAGCGCAAGCGGGACGAGCACAAGCACAUCGCCGUGUUCCCGUGCAAGCUUCGCAUCUUGCCGCAGCACAUCUUCAACUCUCGCGAUCCUAUCGUGAUGGGCGUGAUGGUCGAGGCGGGAAUCGUUAAGGAAGGAACUCCUCUCUGCGUGCCCAGCAAAGACUUCCUCGAAUUGGGCAUGGUCACGAGCAUAGAAUACAAUCACAAGCCCGUCGAGUCGGCGAGGAAGGGUCAGGAGGUCUGCGUGAAGAUCGAGCCGAUUCCGGGAGAGGCGCCGAAGAUGUACGGCCGUCACUUCGACGAGAAGGACUUCGUCAUCAGCAAGAUCAGCAGACAGAGCAUAGACGCGUGCAAGGAGUACUUCCGGGAUGACCUGGUGAAAACGGACUGGCAGCUGAUGGUGGAACUAAAGAAGCUCUUCCAGAUACUCUAGGAUCGGUUGUCGCGUGGGUACCGUGAGGAUUCAGCGGCGCGGCGUGGCGAAUCGAUCGCGAUCGCGAUCGCGAUCGGCCAACGGAUGGAGCCUCGGCUAGGUGGUCCACGAUCCGCGAACGAGACGAGCACGCUCGUCGAUCGUUCGACAACCCGAUUUGUAAUAUAUGCGUACGUCGAACUUUCCGAUCUCUGCGCCGUUUCGUCACCGAUAUUCGGCGAUAUCUGCGAGCGGUCUCGUUCUUAAAUCGUCCUCGGACGGGCGCUCGCAGAGAGCAGAGAUCCGUUCGGUUCGGCCGAGAACAGCACAAAACUAAUCGUUUUUCGUAUCCUUAAUCUUUAGUUUAGUCGACUGGAUCGCGUCGCGGUUUGCUCGUUCGAGACGGUUCUCGUUAAGGUCGGAGCGGCCUUAAACGGCAACCCAGAAGCCGAGUACGCCUAUAGGCCGUGAAAAGGAACCGGGAGGAACGAAUACGGUUCGUUCCAUCAUCGGUAAUUAGUCGAUGCGCAUCCGUUCUGCGGAUCUGCUCCGCACCGAGGUAAAUUAAGGUGCGCGUUGAUUGGUAAUUUUAAUUGGUACACGCAUUAGUCGCGGUAUCAUUGUUCCGCGGGUAUUCGGCCUCGGCGAACGACCCGCCGACGCGACUCUGCGAGAACCGUUCGCGGUUCGGCGUUCGACUCUGUUCCAUCCCUCUUCGUCGAGUUCCUUCGUUCGUUCUUUCGACGUUUCGUUCCCCACGGAAACUCGAUUCUUACGAAGCGACUCGCGACUCGCGGCUCUCGCGGCCCACGAUUAGAACCAGAACCGGUUCGCCGGUCCCGCGUCGAUGCCGCGCUCCUUUUUCUCGGUCGCGCGACAAUUUAUGAAAUCGUCUUCCGGCGCAAUUUGUUGCAAUUACAGCCACGGGGCCGAAAACGAAUUUUUCCUUUGCAAUAUCGGAGGCGCUCCAAGUCGGCGAAGAAUUCGCCCGUGACAGUUGAUCUACGCAUGUUGAAUAAUUGAUAGUUUAAAGAUGUACGAUAGACAGAGGCCGCUCUCGAGGAUCGGAAUUAGGAUGAAAAUUUUAGGAUCGGAGGGCUUCGAACAAAUUCCCCGUGGGAAUUCCGGACGAAGGAAUCGACGACGCGGGUCGCUGCUUCUUGUCGAUCAACGACGCCGAUGCCUCGUCGACAAAUUAUUUUUUCUAAUCGCUACGCACGGGACUUAAAAGGAAUCGCGCGAUCGCGAGCGAAGAGCAGCUUUCCGUUGGCAGCGUUUUCAGAGCUUCGCGUUCGCGUUCGCGUUCGCGUUCGCAGCGCUUUCGCGGCGCGGCUCCGAGUCCGAGCAUCCUGAUUUCUACGAAACUUUCUAGCAUCCUACGAAACGAUUCGAUGUAGAAGGUGUCCGCGAACGACCACCGUACCCGGAUCCGAUUACGGACGACGCGUCGAAACGGAAGCGCCGUCGUUCGAUCGUCGUCGAACCGGAAAGCGUUUCGUCGUCGCACGCCGACGCUCUCGUUUCGAUUUGCGACCACCCACUGGCGGCGGACGAUUUUAAACACGGUUUUACGAUUCUUAUUUCCGAAAUGGGAAUAUCGAUCGUUCGCGGACACCUUGCGCGCGUCGCAGGCCGCGACGUCGGAACCGGAGCCGUUUCCGACGCCGCGCCCUGACAGCCGACGUCGCGCUGCACCGCUGAAACGGAAGCGACGAUCCGUCUCUCUUGGCGCACGUCGAAACGCACCGGUGCAAUUUCAUUUCCCUUCGAGGAACAACGUUCGAUCGUUCGUUCGGUUUCGGACGUUUCAACUGUAAUACGAAAGUACGCGGUGGACGAUCUUCGUCACGUUGUAACACGCUCCGUUCUUUUUUUCUUCGUUGCACGUGUCCUUGCGAUCGGUUCAACCGUGCCUCGUACGAUAGUCCUGCACGAUAACCGGACACCGCGGAUGCGCGCGGUGCAAGCAUAGAUUUCUACGGACCAAUUUACAGAAACUAGUAUCGAACGGAUAUUUUAGUUUACGCUAUCGAAGGUUCGAUCGCGAAGUUCCGGCGGAAAGAAACGAAACCGAGCUAAUACUAGACCAGGACACCUCCUCGUCGACCCUUCGCGCUCGCGACCUCGUCGAGGACGAAUUCUUUUAAGAUCGGUGCGUUUUCGAUCUCGAUGCAACGCGCGCACAGGCGAGAGCGCGCGACAAUGCCUUCGGCUCGGGAAGUUCUCCCGGGAGGAGCGCGGUCCUCUCUCUCUAACGAGCUUUCGUAAAACGCGGAGAAUGUCGUGGGUAACGAGCAGGCUCGACUCUUGGGAGCCGGGACACAAGCGUCCGACACCUGUGCUAUCGGUGUCCCAGAUCGCAGGUGUCUCGAGUCUCGUCGUCUCCGGUUCCUGUGCGAGACGCGCCGCUGCUCUCGGUCGUACCGAUCGCGAGAGAGCUCGCUGGCCGGCUCGGCGAGCGGAAAAUCGGGGAAAAACGAUCUUCGCCAAGCGCGAACACCGGCGAACGAUCGAUCGAUCUGUCGGCGACCCUUUCGUUCCGAAAGCCGACCGGAGCGGACCGAGUCCGAUUCGGGUCUCGCCGAGUGCCGAACGCGGGAACGAAGUUUCGAGGCCUCGGAACGCGAUAAUCCGACGCCGAUUACGACGGCCUUCGGCGACGGGUCCGACGGAACGAAAGGGUUGCUGCUCGCGACGAAUUUUACGGAAUCGCGCGUGGCGAACCGGGCGAGCCAGGACGGAUAAACUCGUCCGGGUGUCGGCCUCGGGCAGGAUCGGUUCGUGGAAGCAGAUGCGUGUCUCGCAUAAAGUCUCCAACGUGUUUCCGGUUUCGUCGUCGUCGUCGAGAACCCACGUGCGAACGAAAAAGGGAGAGGGAGAAGGAGAGAAAGGGGAAGGGAAGGAGCGAGAAGGGAAAGAGAAGCGCAAGUGUAGAUACUCGAGCAGAAGGAAGAUAACGAAUGAAUCAGCGAGAAGGAGAAAAUGAGAGUGUGAGAGGGAGAGAGAGAGAGAGAGAGAGAGAGAAAGAGAGAAAAAUGUCCACUUAAAAAAUUAGUACAAUAGAAUUCCAUCGCGUCGUUACAGAAAGAGAAAUAGAGAACGAAUAUAUAGACGCGAGCCUCGAAUGUGUUUUGUAUAUGUACCCACUUUGUAUAAGAUAAUCGAGGGAAUUAUCACGAUCGAAAUAAAGACUACGAGAGUUUCACAAGAAAAGAAAAGAAAAGAGAAGAGAAGAAAAGAAACGAGAA
This is a messenger RNA of Megalopta genalis, 6733 nucleotides long. It is a transcript of the gene eIF5B, whose product is annotated as eukaryotic translation initiation factor 5B. Gene Ontology annotation, cellular component: mitochondrion; cytoplasm. Gene Ontology annotation, biological process: translational initiation. Gene Ontology annotation, molecular function: translation initiation factor activity; GTP binding; GTPase activity. Lineage: Eukaryota; Metazoa; Arthropoda; Insecta; Hymenoptera; Halictidae. The record is from RefSeq and is a predicted model, not a curated record.